AUGAUAUCUCGUAUUGGGAUUUGCAAAACACGGGUUGCCAACUGUUUUGGACCUUCUGUUGCAGCAUAUCACAAAAAUGUUAUUGAUCAUUAUGAGAAUCCUCGUAAUGUAGGUUCACUUGAUAAAAAGGAUAAAUCUGUUGGCACCGGUCUGGUUGGUGCUCCGGCCUGUGGUGAUGUUAUGAAGCUUCAAAUAAAGGUUGAUGAAAAUGGAAAAAUUGUAGAUGCAAAAUUUAAAACAUUUGGUUGUGGUUCGGCCAUUGCAUCUAGUUCAUUAGCAACAGAAUGGAUAAAAGGCAAAACAAUUGAAGAGGCUGAACAAAUCAAAAAUAGUGAUAUAGCUAAAGAAUUAAAGCUACCACCAGUCAAAUUGCACUGUUCUAUGCUUGCUGAAGAUGCUAUCAAAGCUGCAAUUAAAGAUUAUCAGAAGAAAUCUGAGUAG
Messenger RNA from Trichobilharzia regenti, 441 nucleotides. The record is from the annotation of a GenBank genome assembly. NCBI's taxonomy places the organism in Eukaryota, Metazoa, Platyhelminthes, Trematoda, Strigeidida, Schistosomatidae.